GGACACUAUAAAAGCCUAAACCCCAUCUCGUGUAUUUUCCCGUGCUGUUUUCCUCUAAAACGUUUUCGAAAACAGAAAAAAAAAAAAAAAAAAAAGCAUUCACAGCGAAGCAACAGCUGAAAGCCGUUUCAGAUUCAAAGCACCACCGUCUCACGCUAAUCAAAACAAACAAAAACCAGCCAAAUUUCAUCACCGUUAUCAAAGAGAGAAUCAACAGAGCAAAGAGAUUCCGAUUUUCUCUUUCCUUUUUCUUCUUUUUUGUGCUUUCACAGUCUCUACGUUGUCGUUCUUUUUUGGCUUAGCAUUUGGAGGAGGAGAGGAGAGGAGAAGAAUGAGAAAAAUGGCGGAUCCUUACGUGUUGGCGUGGAUCUCGGUUUUCGUAACGACGCUUCUUGCUUUGUGCGGUGUCGUUUUGAAGAGACGGAAAGUGAUCGGGAUCUCUUCCGCAAGGACUGAGUCGGUGACGAGCGUAUCGGCUGUUGACGGAGAAUGUAGAUCCGCUGAUGGUUGUGAUACUGACGUCAUCAUUGUUGGAGCUGGUGUUGCUGGAUCCGCACUCGCUCACACUCUUGGCAAGGAUGGACGUGGAGUGCAUGUGAUUGAAAGAGAUUUAUCAGAGCCUGACCGUAUUGUUGGGGAACUGCUACAACCAGGGGGCUAUCUCAAGUUAAUUGAGUUGGGACUUGAAGAUUGUGUGGAGGAAAUUGAUGCUCAGCAGGUAUUUGGUUAUGCGCUUUUCAAGGAUGGGAAACGUACCCGACUUUCUUAUCCCUUAGAAAAUUUCCACUCAGAUGUAUCUGGCAGGAGCUUCCACAAUGGACGUUUCAUACAGAGGAUGCGGGAGAAAGCAGCUUCUCUUCCCAAUGUACGUUUAGAGCAAGGUGUAGUUACUUCUCUACUUGAAGAAAAAGGGACUAUCAGAGGAGUGCAGUAUAAAACUAAAGAUGGCCGUGACUUGACAGCAUUUGCACCCCUAACCAUUGUUUGUGAUGGCUGUUUUUCAAACCUACGUCGCUCCCUUUGCAACCCUCAGGUAGAUGUACCCUCGUGUUUUGUUGGAUUAGUACUGGAGAAUUGCCAUCUUCCUUACGCAAAUCACGGGCAUGUUAUACUAGCAGAUCCUUCCCCCAUUUUGUUCUAUCCUAUUAGCAGCACAGAGAUUCGUUGUCUCGUUGAUGUACCAGGUCAAAAGGUUCCUUCUAUUGCCAAUGGGGAGAUGGCAAAUUAUUUGAAGACAGUUGUGGCUCCUCAGGUUCCACCGGAAAUUUACGAUUCAUUUGUAGCAGCUGUUGAUAAGGGAAAUAUUAGGACAAUGCCAAACAGAAGCAUGCCGGCUUCUCCUUAUCCCACUCCUGGAGCCCUAUUAAUGGGAGAUGCAUUUAACAUGCGCCAUCCAUUAACUGGCGGAGGAAUGACUGUGGCUUUAUCCGAUAUUGUUGUUCUUCGUGAUCUACUGAAGCCUCUGCGUGACCUCAAUGACGCACCAACACUCUGUAAAUAUCUAGAAUCAUUUUACACCUUGCGUAAGCCUGUGGCAUCUACAAUCAAUACAUUGGCAGGUGCAUUGUACAAAGUGUUUUGCGCAUCACCUGAUCAAGCAAGGAAGGAAAUGCGACAGGCUUGUUUCGAUUAUCUAAGCCUUGGAGGUGUAUUCUCAACAGGUCCAAUAUCGUUGCUCUCAGGUUUAAACCCUCGCCCCUUGAGCUUGGUUCUGCAUUUCUUUGCGGUGGCAAUAUACGGUGUUGGUCGUUUACUGUUGCCAUUCCCUUCACCUAAACGAAUUUGGAUUGGAGCUCGACUCAUCUCGGGAGCAUCAGGAAUCAUAUUCCCUAUCAUAAAGGCAGAGGGAGUUAGGCAAAUGUUCUUCCCAGCGACAGUUCCUGCAUAUUACAGAAGAGUACCUCCUGCAAAUUAAUUUAUAUCAAGAAUUUAGCUUUUUCGCUACGACAAAAAUAGUUAGCAAAUUUCAUUUUGUACUCUCUCUUUUCAAAGGUUAGGGGAAAGAUUUACCGGAAAAA
Messenger RNA from Gossypium arboreum, 2018 nucleotides. Its product is annotated as squalene monooxygenase SE1-like. Lineage: Eukaryota; Viridiplantae; Streptophyta; Magnoliopsida; Malvales; Malvaceae. Bases 332 to 1915 code for a protein of 527 amino acids. Gene Ontology annotation, molecular function: squalene monooxygenase activity; flavin adenine dinucleotide binding. Gene Ontology annotation, cellular component: membrane; endoplasmic reticulum. The transcript is spliced from 8 exons. The record is from RefSeq and is a predicted model, not a curated record. Gene Ontology annotation, biological process: sterol biosynthetic process.